Molecule: messenger RNA, 999 nt
Organism: Mus musculus (house mouse)
Lineage: Eukaryota; Metazoa; Chordata; Mammalia; Rodentia; Muridae
Gene: Ndufb5
Product: NADH:ubiquinone oxidoreductase subunit B5
Exons: 6
Coding region: 20-589 (189 amino acids)
Cellular component (GO): mitochondrion; mitochondrial inner membrane; respiratory chain complex I
Source: RefSeq, marked validated
UUCCGUGGCCGGUGUAGCCAUGGCGGCCAUGAGCCUGCUGCAGCGGGCUUCGGUCUCCGCGCUGACAGCGCUGUCUUGCCGCCGCGCUGGUCCUAGACUCGGAGUCGGAAGUUUUCUCACGCGGAGCUUUCCGAAGACUGUCGCUCCUGUGCGGCACAGUGGGGACCAUGGCAAGAGACUGUUUGUCGUCAAGCCUUCUUUAUACUAUGACGCUCGCUUCUUGAGGUUAAUGAAAUUCUACCUUAUGUUGACUGGGAUCCCAGUUAUAAUUGGCAUAACACUGGUGAACAUAUUUAUUGGUGAAGCCGAGCUUGCAGAAAUCCCAGAAGGCUACAUCCCUGAACACUGGGAGUAUUACAAGCAUCCGAUAUCAAGAUGGAUCGCCCGGAAUUUCUAUGAUGGCCCUGAAAAGAACUACGAGAAAACCCUGGCUAUCCUCCAGAUUGAAUCUGAAAAGGCUGAGUUACGGUUAAAGGAGCAGGAAGUUCGAAGGCUGAUGCGUGCCCGAGGUGAUGGACCCUGGUAUCAAUUUCCAACCCCUGAAAAGGAGUUCAUUGAUCAUUCUCCAAAGGCAACUCCUGACAACUGAUGAUUCAUUUGUCUGUCCAAGAACAGUGUGUCCCUCUAGUGGGAAGAAAUGAAUAAAUACUCUGUAUUUUUGCUCUGAUGUACACAAGAUUCUGUGGCUGGUUCUUCAUGAGGUUCAGGUGAUGUGUUCUCUGUGGGCCUUUCAGCUUCAUCUGUUGGGAUUUACAGGGUAGUAAUGAAACCUGGAGGUCUGGGAAGUUGUGAAUUCCUAAAGUGACACUGUUGAUAAGCUGCUGAUGCCGUUGUCUGGCAGGUGGAAGGUGCAGCGGUCCUGUGAAUAUUCAGGAACUGUAGUCAUCUGUCAUUGCAGAUGGGGCUUAUUUGGGACUACUUGGAAUUUUAAGUUCAAAAGAAAUACUGAACCAACCAUAUAAAAUUAUCAGGACCAGAAUAAAUAAAGCCUUAGAGUUU